AUGACAUUGCCUGGAAUUGGAGUGUUCGGUACAGGGAGCAUUGUCAGAAUAAUCAUUCCCUUUUUAAGAGAGAAAGGCUUCAGAAUUGAAGCUAUAUGGGGACGCACACUGGCAGAAGUGUCAGAGGUUGCAACUGAUCUUGAGAUACCGUUUCAUACCAGUCGAAUUGAUGACGUACUUCUUAGGAAGGAUGUUGAUUUGAUAUUCAUCAUGUGUUCUCCGAGCUUGCAUGCGCAGAUUGCAGUGAAAGCAUUAGGAAUAGGAAAGCACGUUGUGUGUGACAAACCAGCUGGUCUGAGUCAAAGUGAAGCUCUAAAAAUGGUGCGUGCUGCACAGUACUAUCCUUCCUUAAUCAGCAUUGUUAAUCAUAGUUUAAGAUUUUUGCCAGCAUUUGUUCACAUGAAGAAAGCCUUGGAAGAAGGGUACUUAAAUGGUCCUGUAAAUGUAAUAGAAGUUAGAGUACAUAUGGGCAGUUUAUUGCACAAUGGAUAUGAUUGGUUAUGUGACGACACGAUGGGAGGAGGAAUUUUAGCUCUAGUUGGAAGUCAUGUGAUCGAUUUGAUCUUUCACUUAAUUGGCCAACGUGCCUCGAGAGUACAUGCCGUGGUACGAACUUUCAUGCAAACUACAAAACAUAUAAACGGAAUUAGGCACGUCACGUCGCCAGAUUUCUGCAGUUUUCAAAUGGAAUUAAGCGGUGGCACAUUAGUGACAGCAACAUUGAGUAACCACUUACAGGGUCAAUUAUCUCAGGAAGUAUUGAUAUGUGGAGGUGGUAAUCAUCUUCUGGUACGUGGUGGAGAUUUGCAUGGUUGUCAUAACGGACAAGAAGAGAUGUUAUAUCACGAUACAGAUGAUUUGCAAGAUAUAUCAUUUCCGAUUGCUGAUUCUAUACCAAGACCGUAUAUUAAAGGAUUAAGGAAAAUGAUCGCUGCAUUAAGAGAAGCUUUUCAAUCUGUUGAAGAUAAGAAAGGUUGGAUAAAAGAACCGGUGUUCUCUGCAUCAUCAUUCGAGGAUGGUUUAUAUGUACAAGCAGUUAUUGAUGCGUUGCGACAAAGCAACAAACGACGAGAAUGGGUAAAAGUUAAUAUCCUGACAGAAGAACCAGAUCCGAAUCCUUUGUUAAGCGCAGCUGUUAGAGCUACAGCUAUAUCAAUAUAA
Messenger RNA from Heterotrigona itama, 1161 nucleotides. The record is from the annotation of a GenBank genome assembly. NCBI's taxonomy places the organism in Eukaryota, Metazoa, Arthropoda, Insecta, Hymenoptera, Apidae.